Teleopsis dalmanni is the source of this 930-nucleotide messenger RNA. RefSeq names its product protein spitz. Gene Ontology annotation, molecular function: receptor ligand activity; epidermal growth factor receptor binding. Bases 13 to 729 code for a protein of 238 amino acids. The transcript has a single exon. Gene Ontology annotation, biological process: epidermal growth factor receptor signaling pathway. Lineage: Eukaryota; Metazoa; Arthropoda; Insecta; Diptera; Diopsidae. The record is from RefSeq and is a predicted model, not a curated record.
AAUUUUAUUAAAAUGUUCAAGAAUUUGAAAACUUUAAAACACAAACUCAUUGUAAUUUUUGCAUUGAUUUGCGCAUUUACCUCAACACCUCACUAUUUUACGGAGGGAUGUUCGAGUCGUGCAGUACCAAAACCGCGUCCAUCGACUUCAUCUUCAACCAUAAUAUCAACCACAUCAACAACAACUGCUGCACCAACAACUACAACGCUAAGACCAACAACGGCACGUCCGAAUAUAUCGUUUCCGACUUAUAAAUGUCCGGCCACGUACGAUGCCUGGUAUUGCCUAAAUGAUGCCACUUGCUUUUCUGUAAAAAUAGGUCAAUCCAUUAUGUACAAUUGUGAGUGUGCAAUUGGUUUCAUGGGACCACGUUGUGAAUAUAAGGAACUUGAUGGCUCUUACUUGCCGAAACGUCCACGACCUUUACUCGAAAAAGCCAGCAUUGCAAGUGGUGCUACAUGUGCAUUGUUGUUUAUGCUCUUCAUAUGUUUGACGUUAUAUUUGCGAUACGAUCAAAAGACCAAGGUUUUCGAAUAUGAAUACGAGGAUGAUACUUGCCAAUUAUGUAAAGAGAGUCGUUGUUGUGAUGCUGCUAAUGCCGAUCUAGAUACGAAUAUGUAUUAUUCCAGUUUAUUGCCAGAUACUGAAAAGUAUCAUAAUUCGAAUUUAAGGCAAUAUAUUGCAACAUUACCAAUAUCAUUUGCUAUAAAGCGUUCUACGAAACUUUAAUUCUAAGUAUAUUGUUAAACACAGCAGUGAAUUUAAAAGAAUCUUUUUGUUAUAACGCUGAAAAAUACUUUAAAUAUCUUUUAUAAUUGGUUAAAAAACUGGGUAGCUUUUAGUCUGUGUUAAUGAAAUCUAAAUAAAAAAUGUAGAAGGUUUACACUUAUCGACGCUUUGUGCUCUAUAAUAUAAAAAAGUACUUUAAAC